GUUGACAGCCGGGUCCUUCUUCUUUGCGCCGCCGCCUGUAACUCUGGAAGGUUCUGACCGGGACCGGGUGGAGAGAUCAAAAUCUGAGUCCAUCUGAAGCCGGAUCGUCCUGUUUCAGCCUCGGGACACUUCAGUCCCGUUGUUAACACGUCCCUGAACAUUUUAUAUCGUAUAUAAAGUCGCGAUGCCUGAAGCGAUGGCAGCACCUAAAGCCUCAAACGGAGGCAAAAACAAAGGAGGGGCGUAUGUGGACCGCGACAAGCCGGCCCAGAUCCGCUUCAGUAAUAUCUCUGCUGCAAAAGCUGUCGCAGAUGCCAUCAGAACAAGCCUGGGACCCAAAGGAAUGGAUAAGAUGAUCCAGGAUGAGAAAGGUGACGUGACCAUUACAAAUGAUGGGGCCACCAUCUUGAAGCAGAUGCAGGUUCUUCAUCCCGCUGCCAAAAUGUUGGUGGAACUGUCCAAAGCUCAGGACAUUGAGGCUGGUGAUGGCACUACCUCUGUGGUGGUAAUUGCAGGAGCACUGCUGGACGCCUGCUCCAAACUGCUGCAGAAAGGUAUCCACCCCACCAUCAUCUCGGAGUCCUUCCAGAAGGCCGUAGACAAAGGCGUGGAGGUGCUGACGUCCAUGAGCCGUCCAGUGCAGCUGAGUGACCGUGAGACACUGCUCAACAGCGCCACCACGUCGCUGUGCUCCAAGGUGGUGUCGCAGUAUUCCAGCCUGCUGGCACCCAUGAGCGUGGAUGCCGUCAUGCGAGUCAUUGACCCAGCCACAGCCACUGGCGUUGACCUGCAGGACAUUAAAAUCAUCAAGAAGCUGGGAGGGACCAUCGAUGACUGUGAGCUGGUGGACGGUCUGGUUCUGACUCAGAGGGUGGCAAGCACUGGUGUGACCCGCGUGGAGAAGGCCAAGAUUGGCCUCAUCCAGUUCUGUCUGUCCCCUCCCAAAACGGACAUGGACAACCAGAUCGUAGUUUCAGACUACGCCCAGAUGGACCGUGUGCUGCGAGAGGAGCGUGCCUACAUCCUCAACAUGGUUAAACAGAUUAAGAAGGCUGGCUGCAACAUGUUACUGAUCCAGAAGUCCAUCCUCAGAGAUGCUCUGAGCGACCUCGCUCUGCACUUCCUCAACAAAAUGAAGAUCAUGGUGGUGAAGGACAUAGAGAGGGAGGACAUCGAGUUCAUCUGCAAGACCAUUGGCACCAAACCCAUCGCCCACAUUGACCACUUCACUCCAGAGAUGCUCGGCACAGCAGAACUGGCCGAGGAGGUCAACCUGGACGGCUCCGGCAAACUGGUGAAGAUCACAGGUUGUACCAGCCCAGGAAAGACCGUCAGCAUCGUGGUUCGAGGCUCCAACAAACUGGUGAUCGAGGAGGCGGAGCGUUCCAUCCAUGACGCUCUGUGUGUCAUCCGUUGCCUGGUCAAGAAGAGGGCUCUGAUAGCUGGUGGCGGGGCUCCAGAGAUCGAGCUGGCGGUGCGUCUGGCCGAGUACUCACGUACACUGGGUGGCAUGGAGGCCUACUGCGUGCGGGCGUACGGUGAUGCCCUUGAGGUGAUCCCCUCAACGCUUGCUGAAAACGCCGGCCUGAACCCCAUCUCUACAGUGACGGAGCUCCGCAACAGGCAUGCCCAGGGAGACAAGAUGGCCGGCAUCAACGUCCGCAAGGGAGGAAUCUCCAACAUCCUGGAUGAGCUGGUGGUGCAGCCAUUACUGGUGUCCAUCAGCGCUCUGACCCUGGCCACAGAGACGGUCCGCAGCAUCCUCAAGAUUGAUGACGUGGUGAACACUCGAUAAGUGGUGUCCGUCUGUCCAUGGACUUUUGUCAGUAAGCCUGUUCGUAUCAGAGGACUCUGUCGACAUCCAUCUGCUCAGACUUCCACUGUAGUUGUUACGUUGCAUAAUUUAAUAAAAAAGGCUUGUUUUUUGUUGACACUCCA
This is a messenger RNA of Sphaeramia orbicularis (orbiculate cardinalfish), 1938 nucleotides long. It is a transcript of the gene cct4, whose product is annotated as chaperonin containing TCP1, subunit 4 (delta). Gene Ontology annotation, molecular function: ATP hydrolysis activity; ATP-dependent protein folding chaperone; ATP binding. The coding region runs from base 185 to 1795 and encodes 536 amino acids. Lineage: Eukaryota; Metazoa; Chordata; Actinopteri; Kurtiformes; Apogonidae. The record is from RefSeq and is a predicted model, not a curated record. Gene Ontology annotation, biological process: protein folding. The transcript has 13 exons.